Trichechus manatus latirostris (Florida manatee) is the source of this 791-nucleotide messenger RNA. RefSeq names its product MAF bZIP transcription factor F (gene MAFF). NCBI's taxonomy places the organism in Eukaryota, Metazoa, Chordata, Mammalia, Sirenia, Trichechidae. The transcript is spliced from 5 exons. Gene Ontology annotation, cellular component: nucleus. The record is from RefSeq and is a predicted model, not a curated record. The coding region runs from base 222 to 791 and encodes 189 amino acids. Gene Ontology annotation, molecular function: DNA-binding transcription factor activity, RNA polymerase II-specific; RNA polymerase II cis-regulatory region sequence-specific DNA binding. Gene Ontology annotation, biological process: regulation of epidermal cell differentiation; regulation of transcription by RNA polymerase II.
UUCGCGCAGCCUGGGCCCGCCGCGCCGCCAGCCCCACAACAGAACUCAGCGCGGCACUCCUGGGAGCCCGGCUCCGAGUCACCCGCAGUCGGCACCGAAGGAGAGACGGACCAGUUUGCGCGCCGGGACCGAGCGGGACAGCAGCGGGACCCGCGCGCCUGGGGCGCCAGGCAAAGCGCGCCGAGAGUCGGUCUCCAACCCAGAGGGCACCAACCGCAAACAUGUCUGUGGACCCCUUAUCCAGCAAAGCUCUGAAAAUCAAGCGCGAGCUGAGCGAGAACACGCCGCACCUGUCGGACGAGGCGCUGAUGGAGCUGUCGGUGCGCGAUCUCAACCGGCACCUGCGCGGGCUUUCGGCGGAGGAGGUAACAAGGCUCAAGCAGCGGCGCCGCACGCUAAAAAACCGCGGCUACGCGGCCAGCUGCCGCGUGAAGCGCGUGUGCCAGAAAGAGGAGCUGCAAAAGCAGAAGUCGGAGCUGGAGCGCGAGGUGGACAAGCUGGCACGCGAGAACGCCGCCAUGCGCCUGGAGCUGGACGCGCUGCGCGACAAGUGCGAGGCACUCCAGGGCUUCGCGCGCUCGGUGGCCGCCGCCCGCGGCCACCAACCCUUCCCCGGGCCUGGCUUCUUCAUGCAGUCCCUGGAACUGGGAGCGAGCUGGGACCGAAUAGCCCUGGGGAGGGGCAUCUUUGGUAGAACGGAGGAUGAGGGUGUGGGCCUAAGCCAGGGUGCCCCAGAGCAGGGCCAGAUGCCCAAGGCCAGGGAGCUGGCCAGCAAAGGAGGAGGACCAUAG